AGAAGUACGACGAUGCCGCAGGCCAUAAAACUCACGGAAAAUGUUGCAAUCGGCGGUGAUAACAGAGCUUUUAUUAUCGCGGAAAUUGGACAAAAUCAUCAAGGUGAUAUUAACAUUGCUAAACAAUUAAUUAAAGUAGCUAAAGAAUGUGGUGCGGAUUGCGUGAAAUUCCAGAAAACUUGUAUAGCCGAGAAAUUCAACGAUGCAGCUCUGAAUCGCGAAUAUUCCAAUGUGAAUUCAUGGGGGAGAACGUACGGUGAUCACAAGCGAUUUUUGGAAUUCUCCGAGGAACAAUUCUUCGAGCUGCAAAGUUAUUCCGAUAAAUUGGAACUCGUGUUUAGCGCGUCCGCAAUGGACGUGACUUCUUUGCUUUUCUUGGCAAAGAUGCGGGUACCUUUUAUCAAGAUCGGUUCCGGCGAUGCAAAUAACUUUCCCAUGCUGGAAACGGCCUCAAAAUUGAACCUCCCUUUAAUUAUAUCUACAGGAAUGCAAUCAAUGGAGACUGUUGAUUGUAUUUAUAAUAUCGUGAAGAGUGAGCACAAAGAUUUCGUUUUGAUGCAUUGCAUUUCAUCGUAUCCAACGCCAAUAAACGGUAUUAAUUUGAAUGUUAUUAAUUUAUAUAGAGAAAAAUAUCAGGAUAUUAAUAUUGGGUAUUCAGGACAUGAAUUAGGUAUAGAGUAUUCUUCAAUUGCUGUUGCUAUGGGAGCAAAGGUAAUUGAGCGUCAUUUAACUUUGGACCAUAAUUACAAAGGAUCCGAUCAUGCUUGCUCAUUGGAACCACACGAAUUCAAGCAAAUGGUAACAAAAAUACGUAUGCUUGAAAUUGCUUUAGGAGAGCCUCAAAAGCUACUACGAAAAUCAGAAUUACCUUGCUAUCAGAAGCUGGGUAAAACUUUAGUUGCAGCACGGGAUUUACAUAAGGGAUAUAUUUUAACUAAGGAUGAUGUUAAAGUAAAGGUUGCUGAGCCCAAGGGAUUAGAUGGAUGUGAAUUACUAAAAGUGGUUGGGAAAGUCUUGUUAAAAGACUUUAAAGAGGAUGAAUCAAUUAUGAUUGAUGAUAUACAUUAA
Molecule: messenger RNA, 1068 nt
Organism: Nicrophorus vespilloides
Lineage: Eukaryota; Metazoa; Arthropoda; Insecta; Coleoptera; Silphidae
Gene: NANS
Product: sialic acid synthase
Exons: 4
Coding region: 13-1068 (351 amino acids)
Biological process (GO): carbohydrate biosynthetic process
Molecular function (GO): N-acylneuraminate-9-phosphate synthase activity
Source: RefSeq, a predicted model, not a curated record